AUGAAUAACAUGCCUUCCGAUGUCAGAUCAUCAGAACCUGUGGUAAGAGACUACCCUGAUGUUUUUCGAGAUGAGCUUUCAAGACUCCCGCCUCACAAGAAGGUUGAUUUUUCUAUUGAGUUGGAGCCAGGUACUGCUCCUAUUUCAAGAGCCUUGUAUAGAAUGACUCCAGCUGAAUUAAAGGAGUUGAAGGUCCAGUUGGAGGAGUUAUUGGACAAGGGUUUCAUUCGACCUACUUUUCUUGGCCAUGUUGUAUCUAGUGAGGGAGUUUCUAUGGACCCAGCAAAAAUAGAAAUUGUUACCAGUUGGCCUCGACCUUUCACAGUUAGUGAGAUUCGUAGAUUUCUGGGUUUAGCAGAAACAGGGCAAGCCGAUGAGUUCUCCAUAUCCUCUAAUGGUGAGCUUUUGUUUGAGAGGCGUUUGUGUGUGCCAACAGACACUGCAGUUAAGACUGAUAUGUUGAAUGAAGCUCAUAGUUCUCCAUUUUCCAUGCAUUCGGGUAGCACAGAAACGUAUCAGGAUCUGAAGCGAGUUUAUUGGUGGCGUAACAUGAAGAAGGAAGUGGCAGACUUUGUUAGUAAGUGCAUGGUGUGCCAGCAGGUUAAAGCACCAAGACAGAAACCAGCAAGUUUGUUGCAAUCUUUGAGUGUGCCAGAGUGGAAGUGGGAGAACGUGUCUAUGGAUUUUAUUACGGGACUAGCUAGAACCUUGAAGGGUUACACAGUUAUUUGGGUUUAUGGUUUAGGGUUUAUGGUUUAA
Messenger RNA from Cucumis sativus (cucumber), 759 nucleotides. RefSeq lists its product as uncharacterized. Bases 1 to 759 code for a protein of 252 amino acids. NCBI's taxonomy places the organism in Eukaryota, Viridiplantae, Streptophyta, Magnoliopsida, Cucurbitales, Cucurbitaceae. The record is from RefSeq and is a predicted model, not a curated record. The transcript is spliced from 3 exons.